CAUUUCAUUUUCAUUUCUCGUCUCAUAAUUUCAUUGCGAAAAUGGCGAAUUUCAAAGCAAUUUGCAGAGAUCCAACGGCUCAGAAUCCUCCAAAUGUCUCGAGCUCAGGAAGUGGUGGGGUUUGUAUGAUGAGGAACACAUGGAGAGAUGAACAGCACCCAUCAUUCAUCAACUUCAUCUCCUCCUUCCUCAAAGCAAAUUCUUUCCGUCUUAACUUCGUCCCGAUUGCCCCUGAUUUCAUUUUCAACUGUGGUGGUUUAUCAGUGGCCUUUGUUUUUGUGACAAACUGGGACUGUAACAACUACUUGCCAACCUUUAGCAGGGUAAAGAAACUAAAGGAGCAAUUUGCACAUCUCUACAUUGUCGUCACGCUUCCAACCAGGGAGCAAAAUGAUUCUUUUGUGCACUCUUACUUCAAGCUUGGAAUGGAGCUUGGAAGGCCUACAUUUGUGCCAGUUCAAGACAUGGAGAUGGGCUUUGAGAAGAUCGUGAAGAUAGCUCAUGCCCGUGGAGUAUGUAAGAGGCAGGAUGUGAUAUCCAAAUUGAGGGCUGAGAGGAAGAAAUCAGUGCAAGGAAUGGACGUAUUCCUAAGAGUAAUCACUUCCAUACCUGGAAUUGAUAACCAUGAUGCAAAUUCGCUUAAUCAAGCCAUUGGUUCGAUCAAAGCAAUUGCCAAAGCAUCAAAGGAUUAUAUUUUGGAGAACACAGACCUUUCAUCUGACAAGGCGGAGACGAUUACAAGGUUUUUUAGAGAUCCAAAGUUUUAUCUCAGUCCAAAAAUCAAUUGAUAGGAGAAAGAACAAGGCAGAUGAGAAUUCAAAUGAGUAAUGACAGUCUUGAGAAGGUCUCUUCAGCUCAAAUUGUAAGUUUGUUGAAUCCCUCUCCCUUGAAUACACCUGCAUUUCUCUUAGUAGUGAUAUUAUACCCGUUACCUGAAAUUCUAUA
Molecule: messenger RNA, 945 nt
Organism: Vitis vinifera (wine grape)
Lineage: Eukaryota; Viridiplantae; Streptophyta; Magnoliopsida; Vitales; Vitaceae
Product: protein PARTING DANCERS homolog
Exons: 8
Coding region: 42-788 (248 amino acids)
Biological process (GO): resolution of meiotic recombination intermediates
Source: RefSeq, a predicted model, not a curated record